Messenger RNA from Aspergillus ruber CBS 135680, 1455 nucleotides. RefSeq lists its product as uncharacterized. Gene Ontology annotation, molecular function: hydrolase activity, acting on carbon-nitrogen (but not peptide) bonds. Bases 1 to 1455 code for a protein of 484 amino acids. NCBI's taxonomy places the organism in Eukaryota, Fungi, Ascomycota, Eurotiomycetes, Eurotiales, Aspergillaceae. The record is from RefSeq and is a predicted model, not a curated record. The transcript is spliced from 6 exons.
AUGUCGACUAUUGAACCCUAUGAUGGUCCUCCACGGAAUAUUCAGCCAAUCGAUGAAGUCAGAUUUGAUGGGCGUUUAAGACCGAAGAAUUAUGAGAUUUUUGGCACACAUCCAGACUCCAAGAUCUUAAUAACAGACGUGCGGAUCCUGGACUCAACAGAGAAAAAGCCGUAUCGAGGAGACGUUCUCAUCGAAGGAGAGCGAUUCACCGCAGUAGGAAACGUCCUCAAUAAAGAUGAACUAAAACGAAACCCCAAAGUUCGCACAUUCAGCGGCAGAGGUAGGACUCUAAUGUCCGGUCUGGGUGAUGCACAUACCCAUCUCUCAUGGAACGGGGGUGAUCUGGCCCGGCUAGGCGAGCUUGAUGUGGAAGAACAUACUCUGCUUACAGCAAAGAGCGCCCAAUGCUUUUUAGAUUCGGGAUAUACCAUGUGCUGGGGUGCAGCAUCCGCAAAGGAUAGACUAGACGUCGUGGCACGCAACGCCAUUAACGCCGGCGACAUCCCGGGACCUCGCUAUCUCGCGAACGCCAAAGAAAUUUGUCGAAGAGAUGGCGAUCUAGUGCCAGGGAUCAGCGCCUACGCUGACGGCCCGGAUGAAAUGAGAGAGGUCAUCCGUCGACAUGUUGAGUUGACUGCAGAUCAAAUUAAACUUAGCAUGUCAGGAGAGCCGAUCACAGAAGACCGUUCAGUAGACGAAUGCUAUUUCACAAACGAAGAAACAGCAGCAUGCGUCAACGAAGCCCACAAACACGGCCGAAGACUAUGCGCCCACGCAAGAGGCCGUGACUCGAUAGCCAUGUGCAUUCGACAGGGUGUGGACGUGAUAUUCCAUGCAUCAUACAUCGACGACGAAGGAAUGAACAUGCUCGAAGCCAACAAAACGAAACACAUCGUCGUCCCCGCCUUGAACUUCCCCAUAAACACCCUCGAAGACGGCGAACGCUUCGGCUACUCACGCUCCAAAGCAGAAGCAGCAGGCUACAAGACCGAGAUCGAAGCAGCAGUUCUUGCAAUGCGCGAGAUGCAUCGUCGGGGCAUUGUCCUGUUGCCGGGAGGAGACUAUGGCUUUGCUUGGACACCACAUGGUACAUAUGCUCGCGACCUCGCGCAUUUCACCAAGUUACUUGGCUUCACACCACAUGAGGCUAUUAUCGCAGCCACAGCGGGUGUCGCGAAGCUUUUCAUGCGAGAACAUGAACUGGGAAAGAUUCAGUCGGGGUACUAUGCAGACUGUAUUCUUGUGAAUGGGGAUCCGUUGGAGGAUAUUGAGAUUUUGCAGGAUCAUGAUCGGUUGGAUAUUAUUAUAAUUAAUGGGAGGGUGCAUAAGGCGGGGAAGAAGGAGUAUUUGGGGGAGGAUAAGAUGUUGAGGAACGGGAAUGGGAUCAAGAGGGAGUUGGAGGUUGAUGGGGCGGAAGUUCCUGUGGUGAAGAGGGUUAUGCAGAAGGAUUAUUGA